Molecule: messenger RNA, 1345 nt
Organism: Populus nigra (black poplar)
Lineage: Eukaryota; Viridiplantae; Streptophyta; Magnoliopsida; Malpighiales; Salicaceae
Product: SPX domain-containing protein 4
Exons: 3
Coding region: 164-1129 (321 amino acids)
Biological process (GO): cellular response to phosphate starvation
Source: RefSeq, a predicted model, not a curated record
CCCAUCCACUUUCCAAAUAUUCCAAAAUUCCUCCUUACCCUAUAAGAUUCUUUUCUCAUGGUUUUUCCCCCCUUACUAUAUACACUUUGAUACUCUUUAUCUCUUUGUUUUACAAAUACAUGGAAUGCAGCACAGCACAAAUCUAUAAGCAUACCAUCAAGCCAUGAAGUUUGGAAAAGAAUUCAAGACCCACCUAGAAGAAACCCUUCCUGAGUGGAGGGACAAGUUUCUCUGCUACAAGCCCCUCAAGAAACUCCUCAAACAAUUACCUCCCACCGUUGAUUCUCUCAACCUUGAUCGCCCCAUUAAUUUUCAACUCCAUCCACACCCUCCUCCGCUCACUGGUGAUGUUCAUGGUAAUACUAAUAGGCCUUUGGUGGAUUUGCAAGAAUGGUUUGUUAGAAUUCUUAAUGAAGAGCUUGACAAGUUCAAUGAUUUCUAUGUUGAUAAAGAAGAAGACUUUGUUAUACGCCUUCAGGAGCUGAAGGAAAGAAUUGAAAGUCUAAAGGAAAAGAGCAGCAAGGAUGGAGUUUUUACAUCAGAGAGUGAAUUUAGUGAAGAAAUGAUGGAUAUUCGUAAAGACUUGGUCACCAUUCAUGGAGAGAUGGUGCUUCUAAAAAAUUAUAGCUCCUUAAAUUUUGCAGGGUUAGUGAAGAUUUUGAAGAAGUAUGAUAAAAGGACAGGAGGAUUGUUGCGCUUACCUUUCACGCAACUUGCCCUUCAUCAGCCUUUUUUCACUACAGAGCCUCUAACAAGGUUGGUCCAUGAAUGCGAGGAUAAUCUUGAGCUCCUUUUUCCACUGGAGGCAGAAGUCAUUGAAUCGACCAACAUCGUACAAGAUCAAUCAAAUCCAUCUCUGAAUAACACAACAAAUAUCUCACCUGGGCCUCCGACAACACUCGGGGAGGAAACCAUCGACAUAUAUCGCAGCACCCUUGCAGCCAUGAAAGCCAUACGAGGCCUUCAAAAGGCAAGCUCCACCUCCAAUCCACUAUCAUUUUCAUCUUUCUUCAUGAUCCAGGAUGAUGAAAGUACUGGUGCUGUAACAGCUGCAAACUCAACUUCAAACUCUUCAGCCACAAUGCAUGAUGGAGAAGAGAUUGAUCAAGAAGAUGUGCAUUCUGUUUAACAAUAUCCUGCAUUGUAACCUCCUUCCCCCCCCUUUUUUUUUUUGAAACAAAAUUUUCAAUUGGUGGAAGCUGGAUAAUCAACGUGUAUCAUUAUUUCCCAGAUGCUAUAAGCUGCGAACAAAAUAUAAAAUUGUAGAUGUUUUUUCUUCGCGCAGAUAAUCUAGCGUGAGAGAACAAAUUCAUGUGUUAAGGGAGAUUCUGAUAUUUCCAGGAAA